Molecule: messenger RNA, 4312 nt
Organism: Synchiropus splendidus (mandarinfish)
Lineage: Eukaryota; Metazoa; Chordata; Actinopteri; Syngnathiformes; Callionymidae
Gene: foxo3a
Product: forkhead box O3A
Exons: 2
Coding region: 356-2146 (596 amino acids)
Biological process (GO): regulation of transcription by RNA polymerase II
Cellular component (GO): mitochondrial matrix; nucleus
Molecular function (GO): DNA-binding transcription factor activity, RNA polymerase II-specific; RNA polymerase II cis-regulatory region sequence-specific DNA binding
Source: RefSeq, a predicted model, not a curated record
UUUGCGCCAAACAGAAGCAGCAGCUGCAGCUCGGAGGAAGCAGCCGAGGAUUCUCCUGCGGACGGGACGAGAUGCUGGAGAGCAGCAGCCCCAGAGCCGGAGCCUGACGGUCUGCAGAGGGAGGACCUGAGCCUCUGCAGGCUGACCUCCGCCUGGAUGCUCCUCACACGCACCAUAAAGGAGUCAGGCAAGGAGAGUCAAGAUGGCAGCUGAGAGGAGGCUGAUGUUGUUGACGGACCUCUUUCCCAGCAGCAGCCUGUGAAGGAACCCGGACUCGGAGGCACGUGCAUCUGGACCUGGCAUUGAUGGAAUGCGAGCCGAGUGACUGGAGCGUCGAUUCUGCAGAGACCCGAACAUGGAGCCCAGCAAAGACUGCGACCCGCCUUCCAAGGUCCAGAUCGACCCGGACUUCGAGCCUCAAAAGCGGCCUCGCUCUUGUACUUGGCCGCUGCCCCGUCCGGAGUCCGACGCGGGCAAGUCCGGGACGAACGACCCUGACGUCAUCCCGGAGGAAGACGAUGAUGAGGAGGAGGGAGGAGGAGGCGCGGGCUGCGCCGCGGCGCCGGGGGCCAGCGGUGGCGGGAAACCUCUGCAGCCCGCGGCGGUGGCGCGCGCUCCCCGCUCGGACGAGGCCGCCGGCGGCUCGCCCUCCUCCGCGAACCCCCCCACCUUCCCGGCCCCGCAGCACCUGAGGAAGAGCUCCGCCCGCCGGAACGCCUGGGGGAACUACUCUUACGCCGACCUGAUCAGCCAGGCCAUCGAGAGCAGCCCGGAGAAGAGGCUGACCCUGUCCCAGAUCUACGACUGGAUGGUGCGCUCCGUGCCCUACUUCAAGGACAAAGGGGACAGCAACAGUUCCGCCGGCUGGAAGAACUCCAUCCGACACAAUCUGUCCCUGCACAGUCGCUUUGUCAAGGUCCAGAACGAGGGAACGGGCAAGAGCUCCUGGUGGAUGGUCAACCCCGAGGGUGGGAAAGGAGGCAAAGCCCCGCGCCGACGUGCUGUCUCCAUGGACAACAGCAAGUACAUCAAGGGGGCCCGGGGCCGGGCCAACAAGAAGAAGGCGUCCCUGCAGGCCAGUCAGGAGGGCAGCUCGGAGAGCUCCUCCAGCCUGUCCAAGUGGACAGGAAGCCCCACCUCCCGCAGCAGCGACGAGCUGGACGCCUGGACCGACUUCCGCUCCCGCACCAAUUCCAAUGCCAGCACCAUCAGCGGGCGACUGUCGCCCAUCCUGGCCAACCUGGAGCUGGAUGAGGUGCCGGACGACGACUCGCCUCUGUCACCCAUGCUCUACUCCAGUCCCAGCAGCAUGUCCCCGUCCACCGGUCCCACCGGGCUGGCCGACCUGACCUGCAUGAACCUCAAUGACGGUCUGUCCGACAAUUUCGAUGACCUCUUGGACAACAUAAGCCUGACGGCGUCCCAGCAGCCUCCUCCAGGAGAGGAGGACGGUGGCGCUAGCGCUCAGGGCGGCUCAGUGUUUACCUUCAGUGGCUCUGGAAGUAGCCCGUCUGGCAGCUAUGCGCCCAACCCCCUCUUCAGCCCCCCGUCCAUCACGAGCCUGCGCCAGUCGCCCAUGCAGACCAUCCAAGAGAACAAGCAGACCAACUUCCCCUGCAUCUUCAGCGACCACCAGGCGCUGCAGGACCUCCUCAGUCUGGACUCCCACAGCCCCAGCAACGUGCUGCUCACCCAGUCCGACCCGCUCAUGUCGCAGGCCAGCACUGCCAUCGCCCUGCAGAACUCCCGCCGGAACGCUCUGCUGCUCCGCAAAGACCACGUCCUGGUCACCCACUCUCGCGUCCGAGGCGCUCCGGUCACCGGCUGGCCAGCUGGCUUGUCCACCUCUGAAAACGGAGGUUUGAGCGCCGAGGCGGACGCCAAGCGCCCGCUCCUGAAGUCGCCCGGCAAGAACGUCUCUGGUCUGGCCGGACCGGACCGCUUCCCUGCAGACCUGGACCUGGACGUCUUCAACGGUAGCCUGGAGUGCGACAUGGACUCCAUCAUCCGCAACGAACUGAUGGACGCCGACUGUCUGGACCUCAGCUUCGACAGCCGUCUCCUGUCGGCCCAGAACGCCAACAGGAACUCGGGAAGCUUCUCCAGCUCCAAACAGACGUCGGCUCAGAGCUGGGUCCCCAGCUGAGGGGCGGAACUGCGACGACAUCUGUUGACGUAAAGACGAUCCAAUGGACAUUUCCAAACGAAAUGGUGCCCGUCACAUUUAUCCAACUGCAGCUUUACGCACAGUUUUUAAACUCCAACCAUUGGUGAAAUAUGCAGCUGUGGUUUUCCAUGUCACUCUCACUGUUCGGUUCAGUAUUCCAGAGUGUCUCCUGUGGCGUAAGGAAACUUCAAAUGUCCAAAGCUACGUUCACAUCGCCACUUCUACGUUACCUCGCCGCCGAUGGUUUGAAACUUCCAUUUCCCCUGAGCAUCUUCAGAGCUGAGGGUUCCGAGGUCGUCUCUGCACACACGUCACAUGGCGUCGAGCCAAAUCUGCACCCUAAAAUUCAGCUUUCACAGACUCAAGAGAUAGAUUCAGGAGAGUCGCUGCCCACCUGUUUUCCUCUCUGAAGAUCCAAACUCACGAGUCUGUCUCGCAGCCUCUCCAACUAACCUAAGUUGCCAAAAUUAGACUUCUAAGAGCCACUUCUGCAGGAAGACGAGUCUCUGGAUAGACCCUCGUUUCCUAAUUAUUCCAUUCAUGGACAUGUGAUCGAUCAACUUUAAGGGAAAGUACGCUGUUGUUGAUAACAAGUCUAACUGAUUCCAUGUGUUUUCGCUCCACCUUUGGUGCUCCGUGUGCCGUGUCUCAGACGUCUGCGACCGAUGACCCCUUCACACCGGCACUGGCGCUUAUUCGCUUCAGUAUUGCUCAGUGUUUCCGAUCCAGCUGCUCUGUGAACGUCGCUGACGCCACCUGCACCACGUGAGAAGCUCUUGUCAGUCUCAGGGACUCGCUCAUAUCACCGUCCUUCUCUCCUCACUCCACGUUGUUUGCCAAACCGGCCGCUGGCCUCAAAGGGACGACGGCGUGUUUACACUGAUCAAAGCUGCGGAGAAUGUUACACUCUGAGUGGAAGAUACUUGACCAACUCUUUUUAUCGUAUUGUGUCAGAACCGUAGCCUGAGAAUAGAGGAGGAGGGGUGGGGAGAACCUUCCCAGCUUUUGGUGUGGACGCUGGUGACUUCCUGUGCUCCUGUCACCUCAUGACAUCAUGGAUCCCACUGACCAUUUAGACUCUCAAGUCACUUCAAUUUUGUACUAAAAUUAAAGGACAGAAUUCCCAUGGAUGUUUAAAUAAGGUGACUUCAGUUUAAAUGAUUUAUUCUUAUUCAAAAUUAUUAUUAACAUUGUUAAUGAUUGUUUUGACUGAAUGCCGGAGUUCCUAGCAUUCGUGAGGAAUUUAUAUCUUUUGAAAAAAAGACAUUUCUGAGAGAAAAAUUGCACAUUUAAAUUAUGAAGUUUCUUUGUUUCUGGAAAAAUAAUUUGGGUUUGAAACAUGUCAUCAUCUCAAGCUUGACUCAGUCAAAACAACAAAUGAAGAAUUUAGAGCAACAUGGGAACAGAGGCUUGUUUUGGCUGAUCUCUUGCUGAUAAAAGUCAGAAAAGGCGCGUCUGGUUCUCUCAGGUGAGCGGAGCUGUCGUCACCAGGUCCCUCCACCAAACCUCCCUCUGUACAGUCUUCAGUGUGAUCUGACGUGCUUUUGUGAGCAGUGUUCUGAGUUGUUGUUUUAGUGACUUGACUGUGAAUUCCGUUUCUAUUUGAGAUGUUUGACAUGAUUCUGCUGCAGAUCCUUGACCCAGCCCCCCUCCCCCUAGCUCUUGCACUGAGGACCACAGAACCAGUGUGAUCUGGCUCCGGGUGUCACCAGUGACUUGGGUUGAUAGUAAAAGUUGUGGGUGCUAUAAAUAAGCAGAUAAGAGGGAGCGGCUGCAGCAUCAGCACCGCCCGUGUUAUCAGCGCCGGGGCAGCUUCUGAGCCACUCUCUAGACACAGAAAUUGCCAAAACAGUCCUGCUCCGCGUGGAGGACGGAUAGCGGGCCAAGCUUAGCUGUUAUUUAUUUAUUUAAGAUGUAACUCCACGUGUUGUCUGUAGGUGUUCUGGGAGGACUGAAGGAGCGGUUCAGAAAGGUUGGGGAGGAACAUGGAGCCCACAAGCUUCCAGGCAUCUCACACACCUUCAGUAACAUCCACUGCCAAGCCUUGCAUUUCUGGAGAAGAUCCUGGUUUUUGGUUGUUGUGAUGGUGCAUGUAAAUAAAGCUCAAAAGAAGCAGAGACACUGAGGCUCUUUUGUUUUAGUCCC